Nymphaea colorata (pocket water lily) is the source of this 898-nucleotide messenger RNA. RefSeq names its product 60S ribosomal protein L9-like. Gene Ontology annotation, molecular function: rRNA binding; structural constituent of ribosome. Gene Ontology annotation, cellular component: ribosome; cytosolic large ribosomal subunit. The coding region runs from base 141 to 716 and encodes 191 amino acids. The record is from RefSeq and is a predicted model, not a curated record. Lineage: Eukaryota; Viridiplantae; Streptophyta; Magnoliopsida; Nymphaeales; Nymphaeaceae. Gene Ontology annotation, biological process: cytoplasmic translation. The transcript has 3 exons.
CGGGUGCCUUCUCUUCCCUUCUUCCAUCUCCCCUCUCUCCUCUCCCCUUCCUUUCUUCCUGCCGUCGCCCCCUGUUUCUACAGUUCAUUUCUUCCUCCGCUUCUUCGCCGUCUGCAACUCGAAAUUUAUACGGAGAGAAUAUGAAGACGAUCCUGGCGUCUCAGACUAUGGAUAUCCCCGAGGAGGUGACCCUCACUGUGAAGGCUAAGUUCGUGAAGGUGGUGGGGCCGAGGGGCACCCUCACCCGGGACUUCAAGCACCUCAGCCUCGACUUCCAACUCAUCGAGGGAGGCCGCAAGCUCAAGGUGGACGCCUGGUUUGGGUCAAGGCGCACGAUGGCCGCCAUCCGCACCGCCAUCAGCCACAUCCAGAACCUGAUCACCGGUGUCACCAAGGGCUACCGGUACAAGAUGCGCUUCGUCUACGCUCACUUCCCCAUCAACGCCAGCAUCACCAACUCAAACCAAUCCAUCGAGAUCAGGAACUUUCUUGGCGAGAAGCGGGUGAGGAAGGUAGACAUGUUAGAAGGCGUGACUGUUAUUCGUUCAGAGAAGGUUAAGGAUGAACUGGUAUUGGACGGGAACGAUGUUGAGCUUGUUUCUAGAUCGGCCGCAUUGAUAAAUCAGAAAUGCCAUGUGAAGAACAAGGACAUAAGAAAGUUCCUUGAUGGUAUCUACGUGAGUGAGAAGGGAACAAUUGUGACUGAUGAGGCAUAAAAUGUUAAACAUAUAUCCUGUAGCAAUUUUGUCUCUGUCUCCGCAGACCUUGAGAUUUGUUUUAUCUUUGGUUUUCUCCUUUCGUUUUGUGUGGAACAAGUUCUUUUUCCUUCUCGAUGGACGUUGGAAGGUUGCAUUGGUAGAAUUAGGUAAUUUGAAAUGUUAUUGCAUGUUAUUUUCAA